AUGUCGGAUCUAUCAUUUGGGAGUGGUAAUGCUGGCUUUCAGCUAGGGAUCAAUAGCGGUUCAGUUCACUACUAUGCCCUAGAACAGCCAGAGCCGACUCCAUGCCCACUGUCUACAGUUCCAUUUCCACGAGAUCCAGACUUCGUCGAGCGUGGGGCCUUGCUCGAUAAUAUCCGAGACAAGCUUUCUCUACCAGGGGAGAGAGUAGCUCUUGUUGGCUUGGGUGGCAUUGGAAAAUCACAAUUAGCGAUUGAAUAUUCUUAUCGAAUACGAGAUUCUUCUCCCCAGACAUGGGUGUUCUGGAUCCAUGCUAGUAAUGCAGCACGGAUCGAACAAGGAUUUCAAAUGCUUGCCGACCGCGUCAAGAUACCAGGGUGUCAGAGCCCCAGUGUCAACAUCUUUCGACUGGUGUAUAGCUGGCUCUGUGUUGAAAAGCAUGGCCCUUGGGUACUUAUCCUUGAUAAUGUCGACGAUGAUAGCCAUCUUCGCCAGCCCCUGGUUUUUAGCUCUCAAAGCUCCCCUUUGGAUGCAAAUUUGGAUUCUCAGUUUAAUGGCUGCAGCCAUGCUGGAAUCUCGGGCAGUACUAUCUUGCAGUUUCUACCUCGCGUUUCUCACGGUAGUAUAUUGGUCACGACUCGGAGUCUAGGCGUGGCUUCAAGGUUGGUCAGAGAGUCUAGCAUCGUUACCGUUGAUUCGAUGAACAGGUCGGAAGCAUCUUCUCUCAUGAUGGCCAGUCUCGGAAAUCAAUACAGCCAGGAGGGUAUCGAAGAGUUGUGCGAGACACUUGAGUUCAUGCCUUUGGCAAUCGUCCAAGCUGGGGCAUAUAUCAAGAAACGAGCACCGCGUUGUUCAGCCCUUCAGUACCUGGAAAAUUUUCGGAAAAAUGAUCGCAAGAGAACAAAACUCCUCAAGAAUGAGGGACAAGGCCUCCAACGCGACGAACAGGCCUCAAAUUCGAUCCUAAUUACCUGGCAAAUAUCUUUCGAGCACGUUCGGGAGAUCAGAGCGUCCGCAGCAGAUCUUCUCUCUCUUAUGAGUUUUUUCGAUCACCAGGGCAUCGUGGAGAGUGCACUUCGAAUUUCCUCUGGCGCACAAAAAACAGAUGAGACGAGUUCUAGAAAGAGACGACGAGAUUCGACAGAUAGUGAUGUACAAUUCGAGGCAGACUAUGAGUUUGGAGAGGAUAUCGUCAUAUUGAGAGAUUUCUCCUUCAUAUCAUCAACUCAGGUUCCACAUACCUUCCAAAUGCAUGCACUUGUGCAACUCGCGACAAGAUCAUGGCUUGAGGAUCAUAACCAAAUCUCCCGAUGGCGAAACCAGUUCAUUGAAAAUAUCAGCUAUGAGUUUGGUGGUUCUGACGAAGAAUACGCUCGGUGGCAAGAACGCCAGAUUCUUUUUCCUCAUGUCAAGUCUGCGCUCGAUCACCGCCCAGAUUCACCGCAACAUUUGGAAACAUGGGCUUCCUUGAUGCAGCGAGGAGCAGCCCAUGCCGUGGAAAACUCAAACCAUCAAGAUACCCUCCGAAUGGCCUCCAAAUCAUUGGAGACGAUGAAGAGCAUUUUUGGUGCGCAGCACGACAACACCCUGCUUAGUUUAAAUAUGAUGGCAACAGCCCUGAUCAUCGGAGGUAAAUUUAAUGAUGCCCAGGCUAUGCUAGAAACAGCGCUGGCAGACUCGGACAACGACCUUGCAUGCAAGGAACAUGUUAGGACCGAAAUAAUGUACUCCCUUGGGCUUCUUUAUCAUCUCACAGACCGACAGUUGGAAGCCGAGCCACUACUGAAGAAAGCGAUAGAGGGAACGACGAACAGAUCUUGCCCAAGCGAACGUGACACUUUGACCUGCAUGCAUACUCUUGCAAAUGUUUACUGUCGACAAGGUCGUUAUUCUGAAGGCGAAGACCUAGCUCUACGAGCGAUGGAGGGCGCAAUAAAAAAUCUCGGAGAACGGGACUAUACCACCUUGCGCUCGAUGAGUACACUGGCUCGUUUUUACUUUGCUCAAAAACGAUACCAAGAAGCUGCGACGCUGCAAAGGCAGGCGCUGAAUUCUGCCGAGUCUUUUUUUGGGAAAGGAAAUCUUCGCUCCCAUGAAUUCGGUCAUGCUCUGGCGAGGACCUAUGCGAAACAAGGCAAUUUUGAAGAGGCCGAGAGACUUUACCGAAGCGCCAAUGACGUUUUCCGUGCAGUGUUAGGGGACGAACACAUAACGGCAAUAAGUUCUUCGGCUGAGUUAGCUGAGUUCUUUAUCCAACGAGGUCGUUUCAUAGAUGCUCUGCCAAUUUUGGAGGAAAUCGUCGACAUAUGCUCCAGGGUGAUAGGAAGACAGCACUCAUCGACUAUUAAAUAUUCAUCCCAGCUGGGCUUCACCUAUUGCAUUCUUUCUCGAUUCGGUGAGGCUGAGUUGGUAUUGAAAAAUACCAUCGAGGCAUCGGAAAGGAACUUUCGAGAAGACAGCCACCACGAUGCUAGAGAAGACAUGUUCUCGCAAGAACUUUCUCUCUACACUCUGGCUAGUAUUUAUCAUAUUCAAGGGAGGCUGAAUGAGGCAGAGCCGAUUAUAGCCAAGCUUGUGAAAGGGGCAACCGAACAACAUGGUGAGAAUGCUUCAGUUACAUUGCGUUAUGUGGGACAGUUGGCAGGAAAUUAUAAGGAGCAAGAGAGGUGGCAUGAAGCCUUGUCACUGCAGAUGAAGAUUCUUAAUAUACGGAAAGAAAUACUUGGGGAGUCUCACGAAGACACAUUAGCUGCCAUGGAAGGCCUGGCGGAAACAUGGGAAUUAAUGGGUCAAGCUGAUGAUGCAAUGGAAAUGCUAAAUACAAUCACAACAUUGCGAUCUGAAGCAGCGAAUAAAAGCAGUUAG
Messenger RNA from Penicillium manginii, 2862 nucleotides. RefSeq lists its product as uncharacterized. The transcript has 3 exons. The record is from RefSeq and is a predicted model, not a curated record. Bases 1 to 2862 code for a protein of 953 amino acids. Gene Ontology annotation, molecular function: protein binding. Lineage: Eukaryota; Fungi; Ascomycota; Eurotiomycetes; Eurotiales; Aspergillaceae.